AUGUCUGCUGCCACCGCACAUGCACCCGCCUCUGGCCCGCCCGCAGGACUUUCUCAUUACUCCUACCCGCAACAGCCAUCAAUGUUGCAGCCUGGCCCUCAGUAUGGUUCGGCGCCACCAGGCUACCCUUCCUAUGGUUACGGUAACGGCGUUCCUUCACAGCUACCAGCAUCAUCAUCCAUGAACAGCUCCAUGGUGCCUUCCACAAUUCAGCUUCCUGCAAUGUCCUCAGGCGCACCAGCCCCUGCACCACAGAGCUACCAGACCCACACGUUCGACCAUACUGGACAGGUCGCACCGCCAGGAAUGAAGCCUCGUGUGACCGCUACGCUCUGGGAAGAUGAGGGCAGUCUCUGCUUCCAGGUGGAGGCAAAGGGCGUGUGUGUUGCCCGUCGCGAAGACAACCACAUGAUCAACGGCACGAAGCUUCUCAACGUGGCGGGCAUGACAAGAGGUCGCCGAGAUGGUAUCUUGAAGAGCGAGAAGACCAGGCACGUCGUCAAGAUCGGCCCUAUGCAUCUCAAGGGGGUUUGGAUCCCUUUCGAACGUGCGCUCGAAUUCGCGAACAAGGAGAAGAUUACUGAAUCAUUGUACCCUCUCUUUGUUCACGACAUCGGAGCCCUACUCUACCACCCUACGAAUCAGAACAGGCAAAGUGUAGGAAGCGCCGCCAUGGCCGCUGUUGGUCGUCCUCGAUCUGACAGUGUGCAGACUGCUCAAAGAUACCUAGCAGGGCCCACCACAUCACAGCCUCCUGCUCUUCACCACCACCACUCCAUGAGUAACCCGAUCGGUACGGCUAUGUCGCAGCCUCCGCAUGCCAUUCAGCCACACCCGUCUGCCGGGCGACCUGGCCUUGACCGUGCUCACACAUUCCCCACACCGCCUACAAGUGCGUCGAGUAUCAUGGGUCUGGGUAACCAAGGCAGCUCGUACGAGUGGAAUGGCGCCAAUGUGCAGGGCGCCCCAAGCAAUCAGCCGCUUUCCAUCGACACUGGUCUGAGCAACGCCCGUUCCGUGCCAACAACGCCGGCAAGCACACCUCCGGGCGCCGUACAGCAGGGCAUCUCAUACCCUUCUGCGCAAAGUUAUGAUGGCUCCAGGCCCAUGUACUCUGCGCCUCCCUCUCAACCUGGCCAGUACCACACUCAAGGUCAGUCCAUGAUGGGAUACCGCAAUGAUGGCCAGUAUCCCAAGACUGAGAUGGCGCCACCGUCUAGGAUCACCGAAGUCCCGGAUGAGAAUGAGGUCAAGCCUGCUGAUGGAUCGUUGUCGCAAUCCAACGACCAAGGCAGCGCACCCAACGGGGGCGAAGGCGAUCACGAACAGGAUCACGAGUACACUCAUUCCAACGCUCCUUACAAUGGUAACAGGAGUGCUUAUGGCUAUAACCACAACGGUGCUCAGGGAGCAAUGCACCCCGACCAUCCACACUUGUCACCGGAGAUGACCGGAUCCCCACACCAAAAUGGCUCAGGUCGCGCAACCCCACGCACCACAGCAACCACAGGGCAAGCGUGGAGCUCAGGCUACCCCACCCCUCAGCGUCAGGGACUUCCCUCGAGCAACCUCUACAGCGUCAUGAGCAGUGAUCCCCGCUCUGCUCCCAACGCCAGUGCCUCUCACGACGGCUACCCAGGUCCCACACAGUACGCAAGCCAAGGCUACCCUGCUACAAAUGGCAUGGGUUCGGCAAAACGUAGUCGCGACGACGACGAACAAGAAGCCUACCGCCCCGACAGCGUCCAGGGUGAUGACAUGGGUGGCCUCAAGAGGCGCAAGACCAUGGAAGGAGGUGCAGUUGGCCCCUACGCCCAAGCUGUCUCGACCAUGGAUAAUUUCAGACCCACUCUCAGGCAGCGCGUUACUCAAUGCUCUCAACGAACAUAUACACCCACGUUUGUGUCGCACAAUACCACGAGUCUCACCCUACAUGUGACGAAGACCAAGCGAUAA
Didymella exigua CBS 183.55 is the source of this 1956-nucleotide messenger RNA. Its product is annotated as apses-domain-containing protein. Lineage: Eukaryota; Fungi; Ascomycota; Dothideomycetes; Pleosporales; Didymellaceae. Gene Ontology annotation, molecular function: DNA-binding transcription factor activity; sequence-specific DNA binding. The coding region runs from base 1 to 1956 and encodes 651 amino acids. Gene Ontology annotation, biological process: positive regulation of transcription by RNA polymerase II. The record is from RefSeq and is a predicted model, not a curated record. The transcript is spliced from 4 exons. Gene Ontology annotation, cellular component: nucleus.